Molecule: messenger RNA, 1665 nt
Organism: Diachasma alloeum
Lineage: Eukaryota; Metazoa; Arthropoda; Insecta; Hymenoptera; Braconidae
Gene: Uck
Product: uridine-cytidine kinase
Exons: 5
Coding region: 197-994 (265 amino acids)
Cellular component (GO): cytosol; cytoplasm
Molecular function (GO): ATP binding; kinase activity
Source: RefSeq, a predicted model, not a curated record
AGUGGAGAUACGAGGGCAGGUGCCAAUCAAUGGCCGCGUGAGACUGGAAUUUCAAGCUUGCAGAGACGUAUGGCAGCGUAAAUUCGUUGGUUUGUUGGAGAGGUGCAGAAGAAUUGAGUGGAUUCAGUGGUUUUUGGGGGUUGCGGGACCUUGGGAAGCGGCAAAAGUGGGUCUGCUGAGAUUUCUGGGCAGGAGAAUGGCUGAUGUGCCGAUGAACAUGGGCUCCAACAGGAAAAUGUCAUUCGGGUUUUCCAAUAAACUCAAUGGCAUCGAGGGGAAGACUCCCUUCCUCAUUGGGGUGUCUGGAGGCACUGCCAGUGGAAAGUCAACAGUUUGCAAGAGAAUAAUGGAAAAACUGGGUCAAGUGGACAUGGAUCAUCAGGAGCGUCAGGUGGUGUGCAUAUCGCAGGACAGUUUCUACAGAGAUCUGACACCAGCUGAGAAGCUGCGAGCCGAGAAGGGCCAAUACAACUUCGAUCAUCCUGAUGCCUUUGACAAUGACCUCAUCCUCCAAACGCUGCAGGACAUCCUCGCUGGGAUCAAGUGUGAAAUACCAGCGUAUGACUACAGAACUAACAGCUUAAUUAAAGACCAAAUUACGACGAUUUAUCCGGCUGACGUUGUACUCUUCGAGGGAAUUCUAGUCUUUUAUUUCCCUAAGAUUAGGGAUUUGUUUCACAUGAAAUUGUUUGUCGAUACUGACUCCGAUACCAGACUCGCUAGGAGAGUGCCAAGAGACAUCAAAGAACGAGGGAGAGACCUGGAUUACGUAUUGAAUCAGUACAUGAACUUCGUAAAGCCAGCGUUUGAGGAAUUUUGCUUGCCGACUAAAAAAUUCGCCGACGUCAUCAUCCCAAGGGGUGCAGACAACACAGUGGCGAUAGAUUUGAUAGUCCAGCACAUAAGGGACUUCCUGGGGAAUCGCGGUCGAGUCACUGUAGAGCCUGAGAGUCCUGUUAAUCGAGGAGAGAGCCAUUUCAAGAGGCCGCAUUAAAUAGUGAGAAAUACGCCAAUUUCUUUAGUUCAAGAAUUACUCAGAGAACAGAGGAACACGCAUUAAAAAAUUUAAUAGAAAAACCUAGCAUUUUCUCUAACAAUUUCUAUAGAAUUUCUCCUGGAAUUCCCUAAGAAUUCUCUUCUGCAUUUUAUUUAUUUCCCAUAAUAAAAUUCAAGGAAAAAACUUGGAAAAUUCCUGUCCAAGAAUUUUUAUAGGAAAAAUCCCAAGAAAAUAAAUUGUACAGUUGUAUAACUUUUAAUGGAAUUUAGUGCGAAAAACGGAGAGAAUUAUUCAGUAGAAUUCAAUAGAAUUUCUUCGAGAAAGCCAUAGGUUUUUCUGUUAAUUUUUUUCAUACGUCGAUUAUUGUACUCAUGAUUGAUAUUAUAAAUCAAAUGCUUUAUGACAUUAUUUUCGUGUAAUUUCUAUCUUCAAAAGUUGAAUUGCGAAAUGGUAAAGAGACCACAUCAGAGGAACUCAUAAUUGACGAAUUAAUCGGUUCAGAGAAAUUAAUUGAGAGAUUAUGUAAAUAAUUGCAUGCACAAAACGACCAAAGGUCUUCUGCAAUUCUAUAUAAAAGUGUAAGGAAUUCGCUAUAAAAUUCUGUUGGAUUUCUAUCGAAAAUUCUAUUAGUUUUUAACCAGUUCUGUUGAAAAAUUCGGCAGCUUGAU